This is a messenger RNA of Zingiber officinale, 2910 nucleotides long. RefSeq names its product pentatricopeptide repeat-containing protein At3g22150, chloroplastic-like. The record is from RefSeq and is a predicted model, not a curated record. The transcript has a single exon. Gene Ontology annotation, molecular function: RNA binding; protein binding. Gene Ontology annotation, biological process: RNA modification. Lineage: Eukaryota; Viridiplantae; Streptophyta; Magnoliopsida; Zingiberales; Zingiberaceae. The coding region runs from base 127 to 2670 and encodes 847 amino acids.
AGAAAUCUCCAUUAUAACGUCGUCGUCCUCGCAUGGAUAAAAUUUUCAGCCUCUCCCUUUGUCGCCCGCAGAUCACAAACGCAUAAAAAGAAAUAUGAACGGAAGGAGAAGACCAAACCUUACCUCAUGUCCGCGCCCCACCCUCCUCUCCACCGCGCCACCCUCCGCCUCCCUGCUACUACGCCUCCUCCGAGGAAGCAGUCGCCGCCCAACUACCACCACACCUUCCUUCGACGAACACAAUCACAACAACUUCAUCAUCAACAGCAACCACAAGAUCCUGGGCCUCCUCAUGGACACCCGCAACAAACGAAGAAAGCCACUCUCCGGUCCCGGCUGAGCCAGCUCUGUAAGGAUGGCCGCCUUGACGCUGCCCGCCGCCUUCUCUUCGAUUCCCUCUCCCACCCCGCCGCCUCGCCCACCCUUCUUUGGAACACCCUCAUCAUCGGCUACGUCUGCAACGCCCUACCCCUUGAGGCCCUUCGCCUCUACGCCCUCAUGAACUCUCCCUCUGACGCCUACACCUACUCCUCUGCCCUCAAGGCCUGCGCCGACGCCAGACAGCUCCGUCUCGGCAAAUCCAUCCACUGCCGCAUCGUCCGUCUCCACUCGGCGCCUCCGAGGAACCGGGUUCUCAACAACUCCCUCCUUAACAUGUACGCCUGCGCCAUGGACCCUGAAACAUCGCGUGUCGACGCCGUUCGCCUCGUGUUCGACAGAAUGCCGAAUCGCAAUGUCGUCGCUUGGAAUACACUGAUCGCAUGGUACGUCCGUCGCCGGUGCUCUGACGAGGCGUUAGCGCUCCUGAAGCUGAUGCUUGAGGUCCGAAUCCGACCGACACCUGUCACUUUUGUCAACGUCUUCCCGGCUGUUUCUGCAAUUGGGGAAAUCAAGAUCUGUGAUGUACUUUACGGUCUGCUUGUCAAGUGCGGCCAUGGCCAUCUCAAUGAUCCAUUUGUGGCUAGCGCUGCUAUCUUGAUGUACUCGGAGCUGUCGGGUAUCGAAUCAGCAAGGUGGAUUUUUGAUCAAACAGAGGGUAAAAAUACGCAAGUUUGGAACACCAUGAUCAGUGGGUACGUUCAGAACGGUGACUACAGCAAAGCCCUCGCUCUCCUGGUUGAGAUUUUGGAAUCAGGCGAGGUGGUUGCUGAUACGGUGACCUUUCUCUCCUCUCUAAUUGCGGUCUCUCAGAUGCAAGAUCUCCAGUUGGGACAACAAAUCCACGCCUAUCUGAUCAAAGAGAAUCCUGAAAAGGUGCUACCUUUGGUGCUCAGCAAUGCUCUCGUAGUCAUGUAUUCGAGAUGCGGCGAAGUUCAAUUAGCAUUCGAAGUGUUUGAGCAAAUGCCCGAGAGAGAUGUCGUCACAUGGAACACUAUUGUCUCUGCUUUGGUGCAGAAUGAUCUGAACUUGGAGGGUGUGCUACUGGUGUACGAGAUGCAGAAACAGGGUUUUGUUGUGGAUUCGGUGACCGCUGUGGCUCUGCUUUCAGCAGCAUCCAAUCUGGGAAGCUUUUCAAUAGGAAAGGAGAUGCAUGGAUUCCUCAUCAGGCACAAUAUUCAGUUCGAUGGCAUGGAGAGUUACCUGAUCGACAUGUACGCGAAGUCUGGUUCUGUUGAGAUUGCAUGCCGUCUGUUCAACAGUGAGAGAUCUUAUAAUCGAGAUAAAGUUACCUGGAAUGCCAUGAUUGCUGGGUACACACAGAAUGGGCAGAGCGAAGAAGCCAUAGCAGUGUUUAGAAAUAUGCUUCAAGAUUCCCAAAUUCCAAAUGCUGUGACGCUUACUUCAAUCCUUCCAUCUUAUAGCCCGGUUGGAGUUGGAGGAAUCCAAGCUGGAAAAGAGAUCCAUGGAUUUGCCAUUAGAUAUUGUCUUGAUGACAAUGUAUUUGUUGCCACAGCACUAAUAGACAUGUACUCCAGAUGUGGUGAGAUAUGUUCUGCCGAGAGAAUAUUUGAUGGCAUGGGCAACAAAAACACUGUCACUUACACUACCAUGUUGUCGGCAUUUGGCCAACAUGGGCUCGGAGAGAAAUCUUUGGCUCUGUUCCAGUUGAUGAGAGAAUUAGGAGUAAAGCCUGACGCAGUCACCUUUGUGGCACUCAUUUCAGCCUGUAGUUACUCUGGAUUGAUUGAGGAAGGUCUCGCGGUGUUUGAAUCAAUGAAGGAUUGUGGCAUUGCAGCAACUACAGAACACCAUGGCUGUGUGGUUGAUUUGCUGGGCAGAGCUGGAAGAGUGGAGGAAGCAUAUGAUUUUGCCAAAGGAUUAGGCGAAACUGGAAAAUUCACAGGAAUCUGGGGCUCUCUGCUUGCUGCAUGUAGGGUUCAUGGCAAGUUUGAGUUGGGCGAGUUAGUAGCCGAGGAACUAUUUGAACUGGGAAAGGAGGAAGAACUUGCAGGGUAUCAUGUUCUUCUAUCAAAUGUGUAUGCUUCUGAUAGGAAUUGGGAGAGUGCUGAUAGGGUGAGGAAAGAGAUGAGAGAAAGAGGAAUGAGGAAGGAACCAGGGUCUAGUUGGAUUGAGGUUGCAGAUUCCAUGCACAGGUUCAUGUCUAAGGAUCAAAUGCACCCGGAAAAUGAUCAAAUUUAUGGAAUGCUUCAAGGCUUGGCACUUGAGAUGAAAUCUCCUGGUUACAAAAUCCCUGAGUUUCACCUUGAUGAGAUUGGGGAUGUCGAUUAGUAGCAGAACUAAAAUGACUGAUGACGAUCAGCUAGUUAGCCAGUCACUUGGUUCGAAAGCUUUCGCUGCAAAGCAUGAGCCAUUUCCUGACUUCCUGUUUGUGAUACGGGAUGAUUCCAAGUAUUCAAUUCCUUUUGAGUAAUGAGAUGGACAGUAAUUGUAUCAGAUAAAGAGAUUUCAUUGAAAGAUAUCAUUAUGGAAUAUAUAAAAAAAUGUGAUGUGUAUAGCUUCUUCGCAUCA